GAACAAAUAUGGGUGUCUGUAUCUCCCGCCGAUCAUCCUCCGCCGUCGCUGCCGCCGAUACAAUCCAACUCGUCCACUUGAAUGGUCACGUCCAACACUUCCACAGCCCCAUAACAGCCAGCCAAGUCACUGGAAAUUCUCCCCCGCCGGCGGAGUACUUCAUCAGCACGGCAGCGCAGCUGGUCUCCCUCGCCGUCAGCCCAGCGCUUAACCCUGACGCCAUACUUCAGCCGGGCAAGGUCUAUUUUUUGCUCCCGUUCUCUACUCUUCAUCCCGACGUUUCUCCCUCCGACUUGUCCUCCAUAGCCAGAAAGCUCACCGCUGCCGCUAAGUCCGCCCCUCGGCCGCCGCCGUGUGUUGCGGUCGGUGGUGGCAAUGAUUGGAAAGCUCCGGUGGCUGCGAAAUCUCGACAGUGGAAGCCAUUCUUGGACACGAUACAAGAGAAGGCGGUGAAUAAGAGCGAGUCGGAUUUGCAAGAUAAACAUAAUAAUAAUCGUAUUUGUAUAUGGGACUAAGAAUUUUGAAAAAACGUAUAUACU
This is a messenger RNA of Cucurbita maxima (winter squash), 539 nucleotides long. RefSeq lists its product as uncharacterized. The transcript has a single exon. The coding region runs from base 9 to 515 and encodes 168 amino acids. Lineage: Eukaryota; Viridiplantae; Streptophyta; Magnoliopsida; Cucurbitales; Cucurbitaceae. The record is from RefSeq and is a predicted model, not a curated record.